This is a messenger RNA of Osmerus eperlanus (European smelt), 2940 nucleotides long. RefSeq lists its product as uncharacterized. The record is from RefSeq and is a predicted model, not a curated record. Gene Ontology annotation, biological process: cGMP biosynthetic process; intracellular signal transduction; receptor guanylyl cyclase signaling pathway. Gene Ontology annotation, molecular function: adenylate cyclase activity; peptide receptor activity; guanylate cyclase activity. Bases 337 to 2580 code for a protein of 747 amino acids. The transcript has 8 exons. Lineage: Eukaryota; Metazoa; Chordata; Actinopteri; Osmeriformes; Osmeridae. Gene Ontology annotation, cellular component: plasma membrane.
UCUUGCUAAAGACGAAAUUACCAGGCUACAGGCCGAAUUCUCUCACGAAAUGGAAAGGUUAACCAGACAUGUCUUCGUAAUUUGUGAAUACCCCUACAACAGUUUAUAUCGAAUGAAAUGUGCAAAUGUAUCUGUCCAAACAAGAGCCCAUGAUCGAACUCACGUCAGGGGUUGCUUGCAUCUCAUUACGCAUUAUCCGACGGAGGAUGAGACAAGCAGUCUGCACACAAAUGACAAGACAAUUGUAAUAAUGGCUACCUCUAGCCCACAGCUGAAAAUGUUGCAUUUUACAUCUGGAUGAAGAGUGAGUUCCAUGUCAUCGUUUGAGUAGGCUACAUGAAAAAAGAAUGUUUUGCAUCUGGGACCCUGUCCUCGGCUUCUCUGAAAGGGACAUUCACCAAAAUUCGAAGCAGGAGGCACAGAAAGAGAAGGGUUGCUCCAAAGACUCACGAAGACUCUGACAGUGACUGCGAUAUUUGCAGGUGCUCGUUAUCUCCGUGCCUUGGUAAAAGCCGCACAGUUCGUCGCAUUCUAACAGCUUGUCUCAUGUCUUUUCUGGCAUUACUUGGCUCCGUGUCCAUUGACCUGCACUCCCACUUGAACCUGUUGCACACCACAGACGCUGCUUUGGACGAGCUAACCUCGUGUAAGACUAAAACAUAUCUCAGACUUUUUGAUGAAUUUCAAAAUAUGAGAAAACUAUGCAACAAGUACAGAGACAAUGAAACAUACCAACAAGCGUGUAAGAGUCCACCGGCCGUCAUUUUGCCGGCUUUAAUUCAAGUGUGCGCAGAAAUGAAACAGCAAACCAACGCCAAGGGCCUCUCCUGCAGCAUGGAACUGGUGGGGUUUUGUCGUGAGACGAGUGAUGAUCUAUCACAGUUCAUUAACGAAACAUGGGAAACUGCGGACUUAAAUGACACUGACAAGUCAUUUUUCUCCUUAACCAUGCAUAGAGUUUUGGAUACCUGGGGCACUGUACAAGAUGAUAUUAUCAAGGUCAAGCAAUAUUCAUACUGGACUGAUGUAUUUGCUCUCAGACUUCUGGUAAUAUUCCAGGAGCUUAACCACCAGUUAUGUGAACUCCCAUCCUUAAGAACUCACGUGGACUUCCAAUUUAAGUGGGCCCAUAUACUUAGUCACCUAGCCUUCACCAAACUACUGUCUGAAAGACUGAAUGGCUGCUGGGUAGAGAACAUAGACGAGAAACUCAAAUUUACCGAUCAUUUAAAAGAAGCAUAUAUUUUAGACUUGACACCCUGGUAUAUCUCUGGAGAAAGGACAGAUGAAGCCAUGGCUGGGUCCCAGACUGGCAUUGAAGCCCUGAAGGACACCCAAGGAUGCCUGCUUGCCCACGCAGUGCCAGCCUUGAGGCUGGCAUCCCGAACAAUGUUUUCAAGUUUUAGCAUGAGGAUUUGCCUGUUGGCGAUGGCUUGCCUCAUUUAUCCAGUGGUACUGGUGUCCUUCAAGCAGGUGACAGAGUGGAUUCAGAACUAUGCCCGCAGCCUGAAGGAGAAGACUGAGGAUCUGAAACGCCAGAGGCAACUGGCUGAAAAUCUCCUGCACCAAAUGCUUCCCAAGUCAGUAGCAAAGCAGCUUCGCCAGCAAAAACACGUAGAGGCUGAAAGCUAUGAGCAGGUGACCAUUUUCUUCUCUGAUAUUGUGGGAUUCACUUCUAUAUCUGCCUCCUGCACUCCUUUACAAGUAGUGGAGAUGCUGAAUAACCUGUACAUGUGCUUCGACACGCGUAUAGACUCCUAUGACGUCUACAAGGUGGAGACUAUAGGAGAUGCCUACAUGGUGGUGAGUGGGUUACCAGAGAGGAAUGGUGACAAGCACGCCGACGAGAUUGCCAAGAUGUCCCUGGACCUGGUGGCAGCAGUCAGGCAGGUGCUCGUCCCACACAUGCCCAACAAGAGGCUGCAGUUAAGGGCAGGCAUACACACAGGUCCUUGUGUGGCAGGUAUAGUAGGCUACAAGAUGCCCAGAUACUGCUUGUUUGGAGACACUGUCAACACUGCUUCCAGAAUGGAAUCCACUAGCCUGCCCCAAAAGAUCCAUGCCAGCUCAGCUACCUACUUGGCUCUGAUGAAGGACAAUGCCUAUGAGCUCCAACUCAGAGGAGAGAUAGAGGUCAAGGGUAAAGGCAAAAUGAACACAUACUGGCUGAUUGGGCAUAAGAACUACAGUGUCCAGAAUGACAGCCUGGUGUGCCACUGGAACCCCAACAUGGCCAGAAAGAAAAAGACUCUUAUUGGAAGCGAGGGCUCUAUGGGAAAUUCCUGCGCAACAGUGCAGAGCAUUAGUGAGAACACCACCACUCCCAUCUCCCUUCUGGAAGUGGCCCCACCCUCUGGCUCCACCCAGCCCUGCCUCCAGCCCAGUACCCAGGGUUCCGCAGGCCCCGGCCUGUGUGUGUCUGCCCAGGUGGAGCCCUGCGCCAGUAGCUUUGGAGCCCUGGGCUCCCUGAUCGGGGGUCUCCAAGGGGGGAGUGAUGGUCCAUUGCCCAGGGAGAAGAGGACCCAUGGAGGGACAGGGGACAAGCCUGACCUGCUGCCUGGUUCCAUCGUUCACAUGUAAAAUAAGGUUUUGAAGUUUAGAUAUAAAUUUGUGAAUUUUUUAUUCAUUAAUGCAUUUAGAUUUUGGUUGUAUUGUGUUGUAGUGUAUGUUUUACAGGCUGUAAGGAUUACUCAUUUAGUUUUGAUUAAAUUAAGGAGAUUUAACCAGAACAUUACCAACUGACUCUUUAGUCCAUCCUUAAAUUUGCACUGGAAGAUUAAACUACAUGGAUAAAGAAAUUUCCAAGCUAAAAUUAUAUCAGGCAUUGUAACUGUUCAUCAUUCAGCAACCUGAUACAUUUGAAUAAUUUCAGGAUUUUAGCAUCCUUUUUGUUAUUUGAAAUAGCUAUUUGUACACAAGAGAAACAUGUUUUGGUGUGGC